AUUAUUCACGAUAUACGUUAAUUUAUUCUUUUUACUCUUCGUUUUUAGCCAGUUUGGCAGUGGACGAACCACGUAGUGUAUUAGUUUUUAGUAAAAAUAGGUUUUAGUUAAAAAUGUGGGUGGGAUAUUUAUUUUUAUUAUUGGGAUGCAUCCUCCACAGCCACCCAGCGUCAGCGGUCUGGUCAUGCACUGCAGACAGCGACUGUUCUGACACAGAAGGGUCUGUUUGUUCUGACGGGAGCUGUGUCUGUCCUACUGGGCAGCAGUUGGUGCUGAGCGGUACUAAGUGUGCUGAGGCUGCCCCAUACUACACGUCAUCAUGCUUCGAAGACUUUCAAUGCUCGAACCUGUUCACCAACUUCCACUGUCGGAAACCGGUGGUUGAAACUGAUGAGGAAUCUACUGAGGACUCUCAAGAAGAAGAGUCAGAAAUCACCAGAGAUGCAUCAGUUCUAGAAGGCAAUUGUUUCUGCCAAACUGGGUUCCACUACUUCCUCGGUCGUUGCUGGAGAUCUGUGGACUUCGGAGGCAGUUGUACAAGAGAUGAAGACUGCCUUGGAACCUUGAGGGACCCUUACAACAUGGCCUGUAGAGAAAAUACCUGUGCCUGCGCCGUUGGGUAUUACGAAAGGCAGAGAGGAGAAUGUAGAAGAAUCGGCGCUGCUGUUGGAGAUGGUUGUGUAAUAGAUGAAGAUUGUCGCUUCAACAAUGGCGUCUGCAAUCAGAACACAUUCCAAUGCAUUGUGGAGACAAGCCCCGACGUCCUCGCAGACAUAGUACCCCGCAACAUAACAACUAGAUCCGGCAUCAGAUCGCAUGGUACUAUCUGUGGAGCCACCAGCCCUUGUCCGUCGCCCUUCCAGUGUUCCUCACUAGGCAUCUGUGUAUGUCCUAGCGGGUAUUACGCUAGUUCCGAUGGCAGUGUGUGUUUGGCUGAACUUGGUUCACCAGCAACGGACGCUACCUGCGUUGGUUUCCUAGCAGAAGUCAUCAACGGCAUAUGUACCUGCCCCGCCAAUGUGUACUUCAGUGAGAAUAUGAGGGAUUGUGUGAAAGCUACCCGCCGCCUCACAGACGCGUGUGUAACCGACGAGAUGUGUCACACCUUCGGAGCGGCAUCCCGCUGUGGACCCCCACAAGACCCCUGGGGUUUCAGGACCUGCGAGUGUAUCACUGAGCAUGCUGUCUGGGAUGAGUCGAGAUCUAUGUGCCGGCUGUUCGCUGGUGUCGGAGAAUUUUGCGAAAUAAACAGUGAUUGUCUAGCUGGCGUGUUGGAGAUCGAGUGUGUACCGAAUGAAGAGGGCCAGGGAGUGUGCACCUGCCCUGAAGGACUCACCAAUAUUGACGGCUUGUGUCUUACUAGUGGGCUUGAACUGGACCAGGAAUGCCAAGCUACUCAGGAGUGCACGGGAACUCCUAACACCAUAUGUUCAGGAGGAAAGUGCUCCUGUGAUGCUGGGUAUCAAGCUCUUGAUGGCGUCUGUGCUCCUACCAUCGGAGGAACCUGCGCCAGAGACUCAGACUGUACCAUAGAGCACACAGUGUGUUACACCGACUCCUGGACAUGUCAAUGUGGACUCAACUUCUUACAGUACAAUGAUGAGUGUUGGCCUGUGCUCCAAGGAACGUCAUCCAGUUGUUCAGUAUCAGCCCAGUGCACCGCUCUGCUGGGUAACUCCAGCAGUUGUGUGGAAGAGACCUGUCAAUGUGACAGCGGAUACCACUUGAGAGACGGACGGUGCUGGCCUCAGACUGGACUUUUCAGCAGCUGUUCUCGCAGCAGCGAGUGCUACUUGAACGAUAUGUCAGAUCGGGUGCAGUGCAGAAACAGCAUCUGUCAGUGUUCAUUUGACUAUCCUUACUCUGAGGAGUUGCAUACUUGCUUGACGGCUUCAGCAUCAGUGAACACCAGUAGUUUCUUCGUACUGCUAAUAGCCCUAAGUUAUAUUAUGUUAAAUUAAUGUAUAUAAAGCAUUAUAAUUAAGAUUAGUUUCAUUAAUUUUAAAUUGUAAAUAUACUCAAUAUUAUUUUAUUUAUAAA
Molecule: messenger RNA, 2040 nt
Organism: Helicoverpa zea (corn earworm)
Lineage: Eukaryota; Metazoa; Arthropoda; Insecta; Lepidoptera; Noctuidae
Product: prion-like-(Q/N-rich) domain-bearing protein 25
Exons: 14
Coding region: 114-1961 (615 amino acids)
Source: RefSeq, a predicted model, not a curated record